GCCAGAACGGCAAAUCUUUCUUUCAUAUUCUCUGUUUUUGUAGUAACAAGCAGCCUUCCCCCUUCAUUCACCCCUCCUCUUCUUUCCUUUUCUCAACUGUCUUUCUCCAUUUCUUCCAUCAAUUUCGCCUUUCUUCUUCUUCUUCUUCUUCUUCUUCUUCUUCUUCUUCUUCUUCUUCUUCUGCUUCCAUCCCACCACACACCCACUAUCAUACAACAAUCCAAAGGGCCCUCUUUCCCUUUUGGCUCUCUUCUUUCACUAAUGCCUUGUUUUCUGUCUCAUCCAUCGCUUCCCCUUCUGCUGCUUUUCCAUUGCAAUCCCUGACUUGGGUCUUGAUUUUGAACUGGAUCUUUCUUUUCAAUCUGGAUUUCCCGGUACCGACAUUUCGUUUUGACUUUGCCGCGCUUUGCGGAGUUCGGUUUCAUUUAUUUUUCUUUUCUGGGUUGGGAUUGAUUUCUACGCAUUCUUAACCAGAUAUCGAACUUCGCGAUGUUGACCUUCAGAGUUUGGGUUUGAAGUAUUAUGGAAGCGGUGGUUACGCCCAUUCAAAAUGAAUCUUUACAUUGGUCGCGAAGCGUCGAAGCUAUGGAAAAGAUUCUGCGCAGAGAUUAGUACGGAGAUCAGCCUUCUCAUCGACAACUGGAAGUACCUUCUUGGUGGACUUAUUUUUCAGUACAUACAUGGAGUUGCUGCUCGGGGAGUUCACUACAUACAUCGUCCCGGUCCAAUUCUUCAGGAUGUUGGUUUUUUCCUUCUCCCUGAGUUAGGACAAGACAAAGCUUACCUCAGUGAGACUCUUUUCACAUUCAUAUUUUUAUCCUUUGUUGCGUGGUCUUUCCACCCUUUUAUUCUCAAGAGCAAAAAGAUCUAUACAGUUCUCUUGUGGUGCAGGGUUCUAGCAUUUUUAGUUGGUUGUCAAAUUCUUCGUAUCUUAACAUUUUAUUCUACACAGCUGCCCGGUCCAAACUAUCACUGUCGUGAGGGUUCAAGACUUGCCACAUUGCCUCCUCCGGAUAAUGCCUAUGAAGUUGUAUUCAUGAACUUUAGGGGGGUAUUAUACGGUUGUGGUGAUUUGAUUUUUUCAUCACACAUGAUCUUCACUCUUGUUUUUGUGCGGAGUUAUCAGAAAUAUGGCACACAAAGGUUUAUGAAGCAAUUGGCAUGGUUGCUUGCUCUGACACAGAGUUUGUUGAUUAUAGCAUCCCGCAAACAUUACACCGUAGAUGUUGUGGUUGCAUGGUAUACUGUUAACUUGGUGGUGUUUUUUGUGGACAAGAAACUACCAGAGUUGCCUGAUCGUACCAAUGGGACUGCACUAUUACCAUUGAGCUCCAAAGAGAGAGAUACCAAGACCCGAGAUGAGAGUCACAAGCUCUUGAAUGGGAAUUCCGUAGACCCCACUGAUAGGAGGCAGAGGACUCAAGUAAAUGGCAAGACUCCUGAAGAUGGGAACGGUGUCCUCCAUGUUAAUACCACGAUGAAUGGGGCGUAGCACAAACAACACAGAACUGCUUGCGGAGGAUUGUUUAUUUCUUACAAUGUAGACUAAUGGCUUUCCUUGCCUGUGGUUGCCUCCUUUUCCCAAGACUGGUAAAAUCUGUUAUUUAUCCUAUCUUCAUGGGAAAUGCCGUAUUUAGAUUUACUUUCUGUUUAUUUUUUUUCUGAAAAUUGCCACUUGCAUUUGGCAAUUUUUUAGGCAGGAAGUAAGAGGACCGGAUCCUUCUUCUUUUCUCUUAGUUGGAUCAAGGAACUAACGUCAUCUAAUGUAGUAGUUCAUUGGUUUAGAUUAUUUUGAAUUUCACUUAGUUUAUUGUAAAAAAAUUUAAUGAUCAAGUCAUCAAGGUCGACACUGUUAUAAAUUACUGAAAGUUUUACU
Messenger RNA from Cucurbita maxima (winter squash), 1876 nucleotides. RefSeq names its product phosphatidylinositol:ceramide inositolphosphotransferase 1-like. The record is from RefSeq and is a predicted model, not a curated record. Gene Ontology annotation, molecular function: inositol phosphoceramide synthase activity; sphingomyelin synthase activity; ceramide cholinephosphotransferase activity. Bases 551 to 1492 code for a protein of 313 amino acids. The transcript has 12 exons. Gene Ontology annotation, cellular component: endoplasmic reticulum membrane; Golgi membrane; trans-Golgi network. NCBI's taxonomy places the organism in Eukaryota, Viridiplantae, Streptophyta, Magnoliopsida, Cucurbitales, Cucurbitaceae. Gene Ontology annotation, biological process: ceramide biosynthetic process.